This is a messenger RNA of Elaeis guineensis (African oil palm), 2249 nucleotides long. RefSeq names its product protein PHOSPHATE STARVATION RESPONSE 2. Gene Ontology annotation, molecular function: DNA binding; DNA-binding transcription factor activity. The record is from RefSeq and is a predicted model, not a curated record. NCBI's taxonomy places the organism in Eukaryota, Viridiplantae, Streptophyta, Magnoliopsida, Arecales, Arecaceae.
UUGCCUGGGUGGGCUGCUAAGACGGGCUUGGAAGCCUUGUCGCGGUCGGAAUAUUUCGCAGCCUCCUCGCCCAGGCGGCGGCCCACCAAAAGCCGCCUCUUCUGAUCUUCGCCGUCUCCUUUUUCGCCUUGGCCUCGGCCGACUAGAAUCGCUUCCGUCUUCCCCUCGCGAGGUAAGAAUUCGGAAAUCUGUUCCCGAUUUGGGCUCUCGAUUCGCCUUUUCGACUAUUCUUUCUGACCUUUUUGAUGGAUUUGAUCGUGGUCGGAGCGGCCUUUUGGUGCUCUUAGCUUUUUGGAUAAGAAUCCGCGAAAACCUAGCUCAAUUCUGGUUCUCUUUUUUCUUUCUCCCCUCCUUCGCUUGGAAUCGGUAGUAGUCCAAGAAACCUCGAGUUUUUAUUGCUGGUUUCAAGGACAAAAAGCUGCUCAGCUACAAUAAAAUAUAAAGGGAAAGUGGGUCAAUGAUAUUUUCUUGAGAGAGAGGAAAGAUCAGCUGAUAAUCUACAUAUGGAAAGGAAUGGAAACACAGCCAAUGAAGAAUUUUAAUGUGAAACAGCUUUGUAGCACUGGAAAUUCUGAAGUUAUGUCAUCAUCUCUGCCUGUGCUACCUACUCCCUUGGAAGAGAAGUUUCCAAAACUGCCAGAUUCCCAACAGCUUUCGGUGGAGAGGGAGCUAAGAAGCAGUCCAAUUAUCCCCCCUCAUACUCCCUUUGUGUCCAACAGCGGGGUUGUUGGACCUUUAUAUUCAUCGGCUUCAGGGAUCUCUUUAGAUCUUCACUUCUCUUCUGUUUCACCUAAUGAGAGGCAUCCUAAUGGUGCUUCUUUCAUUUCUCAGUCAUCGAAUGUUGGAAUAUCCUUUCCUUCAACUCCUCCACCUACAGGGGCAUUCCAAUCUUUAACAGGUAAUGACCCCAGAGAAUCCACUGAAGUCACCUGGUGUCCAGAACCAAUUCAGAGCAUGAUUGGUUAUUCAGAUAAUAUCACUGAUGGCAACAAUGAGAUCCAGAACAGUUGUGAUGUGGUCUCUGAUGACCUUGCUAAGCAAAAUGAGUGGUGGACAGAUCUAAUGAACGAAGAUUGGAAGGAUAUUCUCAAUGAAACAGGUGCUCAUGAGUCUCAGCCAAAGGCUAUGCAAUCAGCAGCCCAAUCAUCUCCAAGUAUGCCAGUUCACCAGCUGCAAAUCCAUCAAGCUGUUCCAUCUCACUCUAGUGAGCUUUGUGCAGUCUCUAAUUCCUCUGGCGCUAAUGCUGCCACAACCAAGCCGCGUAUGCGUUGGACUCCAGAGCUGCAUGAAUGUUUUGUAGAUGCUGUGAACCAACUUGGUGGCAGUGAAAAGGCUACCCCUAAAGGCGUGCUGAAACUCAUGAAAGUGGAAGGUUUGACCAUAUACCAUGUGAAAAGCCAUCUUCAGAAAUACAGGACAGCUCGUUACAGGCCAGACUCAUCAGAAGGGGCAUCAGAAAAGGAGGUCAUUCCACAGCAGGAAGUGUCAUCUCUUGACCUGAAGACGAGUCUUGGUCUCACUGAAGCAUUGCGACUCCAGAUGGAGGUCCAGAAACAGCUUCAUGAACAACUUGAGAUUCAGAGAAAUCUGCAGUUGCGAAUUGAAGAACAGGGGAGGUACCUUCAGAUGAUGUUUGAGAAGCAAUGCAAGUCGGGCAUGGACAAUCUUCAAGCUGCUUCCACCAUGGAAGAACCGGUGACUGUAUCUUCUGACCAAACACAUCCUGCUGACAAAGAAUUCCCAGGGAAGAGUCGAGAUGAAUCAGGAAAUGACCCUGCUGGUGCAGAGAUGGCAGAAGGCUCAAGGCAGGUUGGUGACAAGCAAAAGAUGCCUGAAUCUGAAUCCUGCUUCGAGAGGGAAUCUAAUACUGUUAGUGGGUCUCAUUCCCCACCCUGCAAGCGCGCACGAGGCUCUGAGGAGUCCUCAACUCCCACAUCUGUGUGAGAUUAACAUAUUUCAGUCUUGUGCGAUGACUGGUGAAAUGAGCACUAUCAUUUGUCAUGAGAAUCUCAGUAAUCAAGUGGGAAGCUAUUUUAAGGUUAGGAGCCACUGACUCCUCAAGGAGGCAGCAGAUGUGAUUGCCUGUACUGUUGGUGGGUAAUAGCACAUUUUCUGUUUAUUUCAGUUAAUGGUGAACUUGUAGGGUGUAGAGAUGUGGUAACGUGCCUUUCAUGAAGUUGGAAAUUUGCACCAAUCCAGGACCAGCAAAUGAAUAAACCCACACAAUCUACACAGCCACAUUUCUUCAA